UUUAAUAAAAAAUAACCCCAAAAUAAACUGCAUUUUGAACAAUUGCCACCACUCGGAACUCUCCUCCCCUCCCCCGCUCAGGAGCUGAAGCUAACCAGCCCCGGGGUCGCACACUGUCUGAGCCAUUGAAAUGUGUUCGCAUCAGGAAAAGAGAGGCCGGUAAAGUGCCAGCCUUCGGCAUGGAAGCCUGGUACAUGGACGAGUCGGCUGGUGACCAGCGGAAGCCUCACCAGCGGCAGCCCAACGAAGCGGUGACUCGGAAGGAGCUGGAGCAAUACGGCAUCUUAUACUGGAAGUUGGAUGCUGAUAAAUAUGAGAACGAUCCGGAGCUGCAGAAGAUUCGCAAAGAGAGGAAUUAUUCCUGGAUGGAUAUAGUAAAUAUACACAAAGAUACAAUGCCGAAUUAUGAGGAAAAAAUUAGGUCGUUUUUCCAGGAGCACAUUCACUUGGACGAAGAGAUUCGCUACAUCCUCGAUGGGAGUGGAUACUUUGAUGUGCGAGAUAAAGAUGACAAAUGGAUCCGAAUUGCCAUGAAGAAAGGGGACAUGAUAACACUUCCUGCAGGCAUCUACCAUCGAUUCACGCUGGAUGAGAAUAAUUAUGUGAAAGCUAUGAGGCUGUUCGUUGGAGAACCAGUUUGGACACCUUACUAUCGCCCAGCUGAUGAAUUUGAAGCUCGCAAGAAAUACCUUCAAUUUCUUAACCAAGAACUUUAAAUUCUACAUAAGUUUCGGUUAAUAAAAUAAAUCUAGAAUAAAAAGCUAGGAUCAGCAAUGAUGACCAUGAAGUUCCCAGAUUCUCAUAACUGGUUCACUAAUGUGCUUCAGGGAAGAAUCACAGAAUUUUAACAGCACAGAAGGAGGCCAUUUGGCCCAUCAUGUCUGCACCAGCUCUACAAAUGAGCAUUAUGACCUAGUGCCAUUUCUCUGCCUUUUCCCUCGGACAUCAUCGGCCCGAACCAUUUGUUCUGUGAAAAAGUUUUUUCUCAUGUCACAUUUGCUUCUUUUGCAAAUCACUUUAAAUCUGUGCCCUCUCGUUCUUGAUCCUUUUUUUUAAUAUUCAUUC
Messenger RNA from Carcharodon carcharias (great white shark), 1065 nucleotides. It is a transcript of the gene adi1, whose product is annotated as acireductone dioxygenase 1. Gene Ontology annotation, molecular function: acireductone dioxygenase [iron(II)-requiring] activity. The transcript has 5 exons. Lineage: Eukaryota; Metazoa; Chordata; Chondrichthyes; Lamniformes; Lamnidae. Bases 180 to 716 code for a protein of 178 amino acids. The record is from RefSeq and is a predicted model, not a curated record.